This is a messenger RNA of Sparassis crispa, 1659 nucleotides long. RefSeq lists its product as hypothetical. The transcript has a single exon. The coding region runs from base 1 to 1659 and encodes 552 amino acids. Lineage: Eukaryota; Fungi; Basidiomycota; Agaricomycetes; Polyporales; Sparassidaceae. The record is from RefSeq and is a predicted model, not a curated record.
AUGAUGGCCGACUACACUGGUGGUAUUCAGUUCCUUGACGCACAGAGCUUCCAUCUCGACCCAAACUUCACGAGCAACGAUACGCCGUAUCCCACUAGCCCAGGUAUACGUCGAACAUCCCAUGUCACUCAUGCGAGCAGUCCGAGUUGGAUCUCUAGUUUUCCACCCUAUUCACGACCUUCCUCUGGGAGGCCGCCUCUCCCUUCUCCAGCUAUUAAUACUCGAAUAAUGCCCGACUCGCAGCAACAGAAGAUCCUGAGGCUGGUCACAGAGCGCGACAACGGAGAACAGCCUCCCCCGGAGCACUUGCCGGAAAUGGACGCAGAACCCGAAUGGGAUCCAUUCGAUACGGAGGAGAUGAUUGUCGGCGCAAGCGGGGAGAGUGAACACGUAGAGGAAGGGUAUGGACAGCCUGUUUGGAAUAGCGAGCCAGGUCCCUCCGAGGGUCCUGCUGAGCCUGCCAAACACAAGGGAAAGGCGAAAACCUUCGUUGGAGGUUUCGUCAAGAGACUUGGUAGACUCCCUAGAGCGAUAUCCAGAGGACAGCUGCUGGAUCGUAAACCUCCACGGAAGGGUACCUUAGGUCUGGGCUUAUCGGAUGAGCCCGAGUCGACGACACCAUUGCCGCGCUACGAUGACCCUGGACAACCGGUUCCAAAUCUCUCUAACGUGCAUUACGUCGAGGGAAUGGAGAUGCCUGUAGCGCCUCCGUCAGGACGUUUCCACGAGCAGCAGGCGGAACAAUUUUCUUGGGAGCAACCGUCGGGCGGACAACUAUCUUAUUCGUAUGAGCAUCCAUCGGCACAGCUGUCGUACGUGGAUGAGGAAGCAUCCGCAGACAUCCCGGGUAACAACCUAGAUGCACCACUCGAGAACCCAUACGAACACUCACAAGUCCCAGGGCAGCAACAGGAUGAUGCCACUGUCAUGGCAGGUAGAGGCCAUAUUACUCCGCCGCCUGCUGCGUUCUUGAGUACGCCCGUCGCCGUAAACAGCCCGGUGCAGGUGAACCCCCUUCCUACAGCGGACUACGUCCGGAUGGAGUCUCGAGAGCGGCCUCUCGACGACUCCUUUAGCGCACACAUCACUCGCGCACGGACGUUACUCGUCGAUUUGCGCAACCUUCCGUGGAUUUCGUACCCCGUAGCGGUCGACUACUUUCCGAGCCAAUCUAGUCGUGCACGCAGUCCAGAGGCAAAGCCGAACUCGUGGUAUUACACCACCCGCCAGCAUCAGGAGCUCGACUUGAUAGGCACAUCCCCUGCAAAGCCACUGGUGCGCCCACACAUUCAUCGCGGGGACGACAGCACGCGCAUGCGCAUGAUCCCGCAUGCUCCUACGACGUACGGAAGUCUUUCUGAAGCUGCCAGACAAGUAGGAGAUAGCCCUGCUACAGUACGAGGACAGCAUUCGCUGGCGUAUUCUCAGCCUUAUCACACCCCGCCUGCGCACACGUAUCCGUCGCCUGAGUCGCAGGUUGGGACCGAUCCCACACCUGUGCCUACAGAGAUUCGGCAGGUUUUACCUGCAAUUACGAUUGGGACACCUCCGCCUUCGGUGUUGCGCACUCCAAUCUCUCCAGGCGGGUCAAAUACACCGACACGUGUCCCAUACUCGGUGAUUUCUCCGAACUCAGUCGACAUUAGCCUGCCACGUUGA